Messenger RNA from Blastomyces dermatitidis ER-3, 2251 nucleotides. RefSeq lists its product as uncharacterized. The transcript has a single exon. Bases 47 to 1768 code for a protein of 573 amino acids. The record is from RefSeq and is a predicted model, not a curated record. Lineage: Eukaryota; Fungi; Ascomycota; Eurotiomycetes; Onygenales; Ajellomycetaceae.
CAAGUUUCGCGCGCGUCGCGUCGACCAGAUCCGGACCACUUUAAAAAUGAUCGUCGUAAACAAAAACUCCACAGCGCAAAUAUCCCUUCAUCCUUUAUGCCCAUAUCCCAUAACUCUUAACCCUCUUAGUGCUCCUUUGAACAUCCAUUAUCUUCUUCCAUCCUCAUUGCCAUAUUUACAGAGUAGCUCCUUACCUUCAACAAUUAUCUUAAUUCUCUAUAAAACAACCCCGAAGGAAAGCAUUAUGGGCGCUAAGCUCCUUCACUCCCGCCCCUCGAGAGCUUCAGCCCGCCGCCUUCCACCACAGCAGAGCGCGAUACAAUCAUUUGCAAAGACUACAAAAUCAGGGGCAAGGGCAGGAAUAUCUAAUGCCAAAGAGGCCCUUUCCUCGAAGAAGCGCAAAGUCGAAGGUAUCCAGGUCGAGAUUAGCAGCAGCAAUGAGCCGGAGAACUCAUGCGAUGAGGACGCCGGUGCAAGAGCGUCUAAAGUAGCAAGGCGGAGCAGGCUCUCUACCUUCUUAUCUACGUCCCAUUCUUCCUCUUCAUCAUAUAUUACACCACAUUCGACAUCUCCCGUAACCUCAACGGAGAGUAUCAGUCCACCCAAUAGCACAUUCCAGCAAACCCCAUCCGAUACCGAUACCGAUACCGACACCGCUGAGAUAUUAGAUAAUAACGAGGGCGACAGACCUGAAUCUUACUACGAUCUCACAACCCUACAUUCUUCUUUUCUUACCGCCCUAUCACUACAUUAUGCUCAUAAUAGCCCAAGCACACCUGCGGAUCUCAACCAACUACUUCCUUGCAUAGAGAAGAUAUGGAAGAAACGUAGGGUCGAGAGGCAGGACCUACAAAGAUUACUAUAUAUAUUAGAGAGUGGCCCUAAAAUAUCAGCCGACGAGGGGGAUCCAAGCGCAAGCACGCGCUUUAGAAUCGCCAAAUAUAGCGUCGGAAAGACCUGCUUGGAGUUACUAAAUACAAAUAUCUCGAGAAAUACAUUCGGUCCUCCAUUCAGCGAAGCGGAGUUGAACAAUCAAUUUACUCGCAACCUGGAAUGCAUCUGGCAAGGGAAGCUAGAAAGUUCUGAUCAGCAACGAUCAAACAUCGAUUUCCUACGCACCAUUCCACUCGCGCCCAUCCACGACUCAACCACCACCUUUCACUCGUUACGCAUUGGACAACAACGCCUUCUCGAUUUCCAAAAGGGAGUAUUAGGAGUGAAAGCGACAGUCGAUAAUCCCGCAAGCGGCAAACGCGAUGGAGGAGCAGCAGCACGUGCAAGAAGCUCAGGUGGUACCGGCACUGCAGGACGACGGAAUGGGCUUCUUCAAAGGGUCCAGAACAAACAACUCAAACAGACGACGCUCGCCCCGCCGCCGACAAAGGACGCGAUCCUACGUCGUUCAGCCAUUGAUCUAGUUGAAGAAGUCGUUGGCGUGUUGAUUUUAUUGAGGCCGUCGUGUUCGUCUGCGUCUUCUUCUCUCCUGAGCGGGGAAGGUGGGUCGCUAUCCUCCGCCACGGCUGUUGCGCCGUCUCACAAGAAGCCGUAUAGAUGGAACACCAUUAUCCAAAAUAUUCGAGAUUCCUUGAGAUGUCCGAUUUCAAAGCUAGAGGCGGAAGCCUGUUUGGAUCUCCUGGCACAGCCGUCGGUGGCUGGGGACUGGAUCAGUAUUGUUACCGUUAAUAGAAUCAAGUCUGUCGUGUUGAGGUCUGGGAGUGAUAUAUCACCGCAGGAGAUUGGCAUGAGAGUGGCGCGAUUGGAGACCUGAUUGUUUCUUCGGAUUUUUUCCCCCUCUUUUCUUUCUUCGAUAUCUUGGUGUGGUGUCUUGCGUAUGGCACUCGUUGCAUUUCAUUUUUUGCAUAUAAACGGCGUUCAGGUGGUUUUCAUCAUAGAGCAUUCAUUGUCUGCUUCGACAUGCACCCCUAGGUGCAUGUACGGGCAUGUAUAUAUUAGAUCAGAGUCUGGAUAGGGAGCCUCCUAGAAUUCUCCUUAAAGGCGUGUACACCACCGACUCUUAUACCCAAUAGAACGGAACACGUUUCUUACAAUUAUAUUCCCAUCUUGUAAAGUACAAGAUCUUGAUGCUCAUUAAUAAUCCCCAUGGCCCAACUCUGUUCCAGAAUUUCUGCAAGAGCAUCUGCACUGCAAACGGCGAAUACAUAAAUUGGGAAGGGCUCCGGCCUACCCCUGGGAACGUCAGGCUCAAAAGGAUACAUUCCAUAAUAAUCUAAUCUUCUUAAUUCGAGGUAGC